UUGAUCACGCGGAAAGACCCUUUAGAUGCCUACGUGGCCCCACUUCAAAAGUCCAUUUUUCCUGUACUUUAUUUUCCAUCCAAAGGUUUCUCCACAAACAACGGCCUCUCAGAUUCUCAGGACCGACUACCAAACUCUUCUCUCAAGCUCAGAUCUCUCCAACUACAUCCUUAACGCGCCGCGAUGGCUCUGAAGGCCGUAACGCUGACGCACGUGCGCUAUCAAAAGGGUGAUCAGCUGGGCCACUUCCUCGCGUGGGUCUCACUCGUGCCGGUCUUCAUUAGCCUCGGCGGCUUCGUUUCACACUUCAUCUUCCGUCGCGAGCUUCAAGGCAUAUUCUUCGCUAUUGGCCUCUUAAUCUCUCAAUUCAUCAACGAAGUGAUCAAGACAUCGGUCGAACAAGCGAGGCCCGAAACGUGUGUGCUUUUAGAAAUGUGUGACUCUCACGGCUGGCCCUCGAGUCACUCUCAGUACAUGUUCUUCUUCGCUGUCUAUUUUAGUCUUUUAAGCUGUAAAGGAAUCGGACUUUGGGGAAUGAAGAAUAGAUGGUUUUUGAACGUUUUGCACUGGACUUUGGCUGUGCUGACAAUGUAUUCAAGGGUGUAUUUGGGGUACCACACGGUGGCUCAAGUGUUUGCGGGGGCUACUUUGGGCACUUUGCUUGGAGCGGGGUGGUUUUGGGUAGUGGAUUCCUUGUUGUCUUGUUAUUUUCCGACGAUUGAAGAGAGUGCUUUGGGGAAAUAUUUUUAUCUCAAGGAUACUUCUCAUAUUCCUGACGUGUUGAAGUUCGAGUACGAUAAUUCGAGAGCUGCUAGGACAGAUAAUGAUAAGGGUUAUAAGAAAAACUGAUUGCUGAAUUGUCUUUUGGCUCGAUCUGAUUAAGCUGAUGCCAUUCUUGUUCGGAUGGCUUCACAUGGAACUUGUAUGCAAAUGUAGCCAGAUAAUAGGCUUUGGAGGGUCCCAGAGAACUGUUAUAGAAAUUUAUAUUUCAAGUUCUGCUUUUACAAAUGUAUGUCUCUAUUUAUCACUUCAGUGGCUUAUAAAUUGUUCAAAAUUGAUUCCUUCUAAGAAGAGUUUGCAUCUUAGUCAUUACUUUUGUUUAAACUUGGAUACUGGAGGUACCUUAGCAUGAAGUACAUACAUUUCAAUUUUCUUUC
This is a messenger RNA of Mangifera indica (mango), 1157 nucleotides long. Its product is annotated as lipid phosphate phosphatase gamma-like. Gene Ontology annotation, cellular component: intracellular membrane-bounded organelle; endoplasmic reticulum membrane. The transcript has 2 exons. Gene Ontology annotation, molecular function: dolichyldiphosphatase activity. The record is from RefSeq and is a predicted model, not a curated record. Lineage: Eukaryota; Viridiplantae; Streptophyta; Magnoliopsida; Sapindales; Anacardiaceae. Gene Ontology annotation, biological process: lipid biosynthetic process; protein N-linked glycosylation. The coding region runs from base 184 to 849 and encodes 221 amino acids.